Molecule: messenger RNA, 606 nt
Organism: Coniosporium apollinis CBS 100218
Lineage: Eukaryota; Fungi; Ascomycota; Dothideomycetes
Exons: 3
Coding region: 1-606 (201 amino acids)
Biological process (GO): Mo-molybdopterin cofactor biosynthetic process
Cellular component (GO): cytosol
Source: RefSeq, a predicted model, not a curated record
AUGUUCCGCGAAGAAGACUCCAUCCGCGUCGAGCUCACCUACUCCCCACUCUCCAUUACCGCAAACACCAAUUUCGUCAAGAGCCCAAAAGCCGGCGCCGUAGUCAUGUUUGCAGGUUGCACCACGCGCGACUCAUUCAACGACCUACCCGUCAAGUCCCUAACAUACCAGUCCUACCCGCCCCUCGCGCUGCGAACGCUCUUCUCCAUCGCUUCGGAGGUCAAGGCCAAGCACGACCUCACGGCUAUAAGUAUAAUCCAUCGACUCGGUACCGUGCCUAUAGGGGAAGAAAGCAUCCUCAUCCUUGCAUCCUCCUCCCACCGCCACCCCGCCUUUGCCGGCGCAUCCGAGGCCCUCGAGCUUACGAAAGAAAAGGCAGAGGUGUGGAAACUUGAGGAGUUUGCAGGCGAGGGCAUGGAAGGGGUUUGGCGCGCGAACCGGGACGGGGUGAUGGGUGUGAAGAUGGAGAAGGGGGAUGGGGAGGAGGCUGUCUCGCAGGCGAAUACGGGGGGCGGUGGUGAAGACGUUAGAGGACGAGCUGAGGGGGCCAAGGCGGCUGAGAAGGCGGCGGAUGGAGAGGGUGCGGAUGUUAGUGUGGGGGAUUGA